Camellia sinensis is the source of this 822-nucleotide messenger RNA. The record is from RefSeq and is a predicted model, not a curated record. Lineage: Eukaryota; Viridiplantae; Streptophyta; Magnoliopsida; Ericales; Theaceae.
AUGGACCCUAAAAUUCAAGCCAUUAAAUGUAAACUCACUGGUGGCAAUUAUGCAUAUUGGGCCAGUGUUAUGAAGAAUUUUCUUCUUGGUCAAAAAAAAUGGGGCUAUGUUUCUGGUUCUGCUCCUCGUCCAUCGGACCCAAAGGUAGAAGGGUAUCUGUCUUCCUGUGACACUUGGGAUUGUGAUAAUGCCCAACUUCUUACCUGGUUUCAUAACUCUGUGGAUGACCGUAUUGGAAUGAUGUUUUCCAAGUACAGUACUGCCAAGGAAGUGUGGGAUUAUUUACUCGGUGUUUAUCAGCAGUCCAAUUUUGCCAAGCGGUAUGAGUUGGAAACAACUAUUCAGGAUGCUCGUCAGCGGGAUCAAACUAUUCAGGACUUUUAUAUUGAGAUGACAGGUCUCUGGGAUCAGUUGGCUCUUAUGGAACCACCUAGUCUCAAGAUACUAGACGCUUAUAUUGAGUUUCGGGAACAGGGUCGUUUAGUCCAGUUCUUAACAGCUCUCUCCCCUCAGUAUGAGGCUAUUCGAGGUGGCAUCCUUCACCGAUCUCCUCUUCCCUCUGUAGAUGCUAUUGAUCGUGAACUUCUCUCCGAGGAAACCCGUCUUAAGACGGCCAAUCAGACUUUGCCUCCUUCUGUGUUCUUAGCUCCUGCCAAGCCACCCUUGUUAUCAACCCCUCCUCCUCAUCAACUUCAAGCCACUACGAAACCCAAGAGAGGACCAUUAGGGCCAGAUGAGUGUGCUUUCUGUCAUCAGAAGAGUCAUCGGAAGAACAAUUGUCCCAAAAAGGGACGUCAGCCUGCUCCAUCUUCUCAGAUAUAG